Messenger RNA from Apis mellifera (honey bee), 1044 nucleotides. RefSeq lists its product as uncharacterized. Lineage: Eukaryota; Metazoa; Arthropoda; Insecta; Hymenoptera; Apidae. The record is from RefSeq and is a predicted model, not a curated record. The transcript is spliced from 2 exons. Bases 19 to 1002 code for a protein of 327 amino acids.
UCUGCACGAGUCGAUCGGAUGUCGUCGUCUUCGGGUACGGCGCGCGAAGGUUUCGUUCGGUGGGAAGACGAAGACGAGAGCGAAGGAGACGGGACGAGGGAGGCCUCUCCCUCCGCCGUGGGCUCGGUGUCACGGGCCAGCGGUCGUAAUGCGGCCCACACGCGCGCUCCACACUGGCGCGCAAAUCGCAUAAACACGCGCGCCGACGCAUACAACGGGGAACAGUGGGGGGGAGGGAAGGGACGGCGGGCGACGAAGCGGUCCUACCUCCUGCAGGGGACCGUGUCACGUGGCCCCCAGGCCGUGUACCAGCACGCAGCGCACAGGCUGUGCUCUCUCGUGAGCGGCGCACACAACACCAGUCAGAGACGAGCCGAGAGACCGGGCGCAGAUCGCACUCUCUCUCCCAGGAAGCGCGUGCUUUCUCCCUCCCUCUCUCUCUCUCUCCCCCUCUCUCUCUCUUUCUCUCUCUCUCUCUCUCUCUCUCCCUACCUCCCUCCCUCCCACUCUCUCCCCUUUUUGCCUCCCUCUCUCCGUCGCCGCCCGUGCACGUCGCCCGUUCUUUCUCUCGCUCUCUCCCUUUUUCCCCAUUUCUAUCGCGUGUCGUGCCGCGACACGACGCGCCGCGCCGCGCGACACCGCAUCGAACCACCGGCCGACCGAUCGAUCCAUCGAUCGAUCCGUCCAUCGAUAUCACGUAUCCCGCCCGUAGUGUCCACGUCCACCACCCCCGCCUCCGACCGACCGACCGUCCGCCAAACCGUUCGGGAAACGGCCGCGUUUGUUGCUCGCCUCGAGCCUUCGAGCCAACUCUUCUCCGCCACGUGCGCGCGACCCUCGGUGUGGUGCCUCGGUGUAUUUAUAGUGCGCGAACCCCCAACGGUCAACCCCGAACCGCCGCGCCGAUACACCCCCGUGGGUGGUGUUCGACCCGAGGAGGGAAGGGGAGUUUUUUUUCUUUUCCCACCUCUGAUAGAUAUAUGUGUAUUACGUACUCCGUGAUCGUGGAGGUGUUUCUCGUGGAGAAGUAAAGAAAUUUUCGAC